Cydia strobilella is the source of this 1085-nucleotide messenger RNA. Its product is annotated as protein insensitive-like. The transcript is spliced from 5 exons. NCBI's taxonomy places the organism in Eukaryota, Metazoa, Arthropoda, Insecta, Lepidoptera, Tortricidae. Gene Ontology annotation, molecular function: DNA binding; transcription corepressor activity. The record is from RefSeq and is a predicted model, not a curated record. Gene Ontology annotation, biological process: positive regulation of neuron differentiation; negative regulation of Notch signaling pathway. Gene Ontology annotation, cellular component: nucleus. The coding region runs from base 1 to 597 and encodes 198 amino acids.
AUGGCAGACGACAAAGGCGAAUUCAUCAAAGCAGCAAGAGAAAUAUAUCAACUGGACGAUACCGACAGCGAAUCAGACGAAGAAGAACCAACACCUCGAAUCGACGAGCAAACGGAUAAUAGUCAUAAUAUGAACAUGGAUACUUCUGAAGAUAAAUGGAAACCAGCGAUAUCUAGCAAGCAAAUAAUAAGAGAGAUGCUGAAACCUAGCGGCAACGAUAUGGUGCAAAUUGGACACGGAUACGCAUCAGUGCCUACCAGAAUCCUAUCACAGAUUAAUUGGUCAUCAUACACGGCUGCUACAAGAAAAUUGUUGGCAGCAGUAUUUUCACGCCGAGUGUUAGCCACCCACUCUCUAACCGGGAAAUCAUCUCCCGCGUUCCCGGGUAAACCUGCAAAGAAGCAACUCGACCCUCGACUUGUAGACGACAUCGUUCAAGUUGUUGUCGAACGCUGCGGUGUGCCUGCAAGCCGUGUCCGAACCAUCAUAACUACGAAAUGUGCUGAUGAAAACAAAAUGUUCCGCAAUCGCCAACAAAAUAUAAAGAAAGAACAGUUGAUAAUACAGAAUCAGGAAAACGUUCCUCCCUCACAGUGACGAUUCUUUUGAUGAAACGAUUUGAUAUGUUUAUUUUAUAUGAUUAUAAUUAUUGGAUCACGGCACGGUACCUGCCUACCAUUAGGUAUUAUUUUCACAGAAAUUUCGCAGUGUCUCUGUCUGGCCUUCGAAAAAGGUAACUAUAUGUAACUUACACCUACCCAGGAAGUUGAUUUGGGGGGUAUUUUAUAUAUUUAUUAGUUAUCUAUGAUGAAUUUGCAAUGUAUAAAACUUUUACUUACCUAGUCGAGUUGAGUAUUUAAACUAUUUCACAGAGGAAAUGUAACUCAUUUUGUAUGUUUAUCAUGCCAGUAAGAUUAAUUAUUUAAUUUUAUAUAAUUUUACUUAGUUAUAGUUAGAUUUAAUUUCUAGAUUAAUUAUGGUAUGUUUACCUAUUGUACGUCGGCGUCCUAUUUUUUUGUAUGUAGAAUAUUAUACCAAAAUAUUAUUACAAUUCUCUUUAAUAAUAAAACGAAAUUGUUUUUAAG